Xyrauchen texanus (razorback sucker) is the source of this 1906-nucleotide messenger RNA. RefSeq names its product gastrula zinc finger protein XlCGF57.1-like. Gene Ontology annotation, cellular component: nucleus. The transcript is spliced from 3 exons. Gene Ontology annotation, biological process: regulation of transcription by RNA polymerase II. Bases 347 to 1594 code for a protein of 415 amino acids. The record is from RefSeq and is a predicted model, not a curated record. NCBI's taxonomy places the organism in Eukaryota, Metazoa, Chordata, Actinopteri, Cypriniformes, Catostomidae. Gene Ontology annotation, molecular function: DNA-binding transcription factor activity, RNA polymerase II-specific; RNA polymerase II cis-regulatory region sequence-specific DNA binding.
CGAGCGCUUCGAUGUUUAUUUCUUCGAUGUUUCCGAAAUCUAAGUUUCUUCCAUUACUGGUAUUGAAGGGAAUAUCGCCUUUUCAACAUACAUCUUUCAUUUUAAUUACUACACGGCCUUCAAUGUUUCUCUAGACACGAGAAGUGUCGCCUACAAAGCGCCAGACAGUGACGUCAUAAGGGCUGCGCCUCGCUUUUUCAGGCUGCUGUGCUACGGCUGGGGAAAGCCAUUUUAACGUGACGAAGGCACGUUUCCAAACAAGAAAGGAACAACUGAAAUCUGUGUUCCAUACGACUGUAAAGAUGGAAAGUGAAGAAUAAAAAUACCGUGGAACAAAAAAGACCAGAUGGAAGCAAAAGACGAAAGUCAAGAACUGACCAAAUCGGAGGGGGAAAGCCAAGAACAGAAUGAAGUGGAGGAUGAAAGUCAAGAACGGAACGAAGUGGAGGAGGAAAAACAAGAACUGAAUGAAUCGGAGGAGGAACAUCAGGACCCCCAUAAUGUGACAACUGGAGAAAAAUCCUUCAGUUGCUCAGAGACUGAAAAGAAUUUCUCACAGAAAAGAGCAGAAUCCAAAAAUUUCCCCUGUCCUCAGUGUGAAAAGAGUUUUGCACGUAUAGGACACUUUAUGACUCACAUGAAAAUUCACACAGGAGAGAGGCCUUACAUAUGCCCUCAAUGUGGAAAGAGUUUCACAUGUAAAGGAGGUCUUAAAGAACACUUCAGAAUUCAUACUGGUGAGAGGCCUUUUAAUUGCUCUCAGUGUGAUAAGAGUUUUACAAAUUCAGGAGGCCUAAGAAGGCACGUUAGAACUCACACUGGUGAGAGGCCUUUCACCUGCCCUCAGUGUGAAAAGUGUUUUCCAAAUUUAACAGAACUUAAGAGGCACAUAAAAAGUCACUCUGUAGACAGACCUUUUUCAUGCCCUCAGUGUGGAAAGUGUUUCAAACAAAAAUGUGUUCUUAAGGAACAUGCAAAAAUUCAUACUGGAGAGAGGCCUUUUGCAUGUAUGUUGUGUGGAAAGAGUUUUGCACAUCACAGCACCUUAAAAUGCCAUAUGAAAACUCAUUCUGGAGAGAAAUCUCACGAAUGUCCUCAGUGUGGCAGGAGAUUUGCAGAGGCAAACAAUCUAAAAAAUCAUGUGCUCGCUCACUCUGGAGAAAGGCCGUUUCACUGUGAUCAGUGUGGUAAAAAUUUUCUUUUGGCAAUACAACUAAGGACACACAUGAGGAUUCAUACAAAUGAGAAACCUUACUUGUGUUCUUUUUGUGGAAAGAGUUUUGUAUGGUUGAAUGGUUUAAAAGACCAUCAGAAAACACAUAUUGAUGAGAAAGACUAUGAGUGUUCUGAGUGUGGGAAAGCCUUUAAGAGAUCUGCUGAAUUGAAAGUGCACGAAAGAAUCCACACUGGAGAAAAACCUUACAAAUGUUUAUACUGCGAAAAGAGUUUUGCCCAAUCUUCAGGCCUUACAGUGCAUGAAAGAGUUCAUACUGGAGAGAAGCCAUAUCGCUGCCCUUUAUGUGGGAAGACUUUCAGUCGUUGUGGGAGUCUUGGGAAGCAUUUAAAAAAGGCUUGCCGAAAGUUGUCAAAGUGAGCAAAGCGGCCUUCAAAUUCAUCAGUUCUUGCAAAAGAGCAAUUCUGUAAGGUAAGGAAAGGAAAUUUAAGGGAGGUUGAAGCAUUAGUUCCACUGAAAUUCCACAAAUGUAAUCAGUUAUGCAGCCCUGAUGAAAAUGUUUAAAGAAAAUAUGUAAUUUCAGUAAUUUCUUAAAAAUAAAAUACAAUAAAAAUCAAGUUAGGAUGUGUGCUAGUUUAUGGUACAUUUAAAGUCAUUUACCUGUCCUAUAAAGAAAGCAACUAAUAUGUAGUGUGUAGUGAUACUUGUACAUUAUUGUUACUAGAAAUAAAA